AGCAGGACAGCAGGCUGGGAGGGGAAGAGCCUGCGGGGAGCGCAGCAUUAGUGUGAACAACGAAGGCCAGCCUUGAUUCCACAAAUACUGGGUGAAAUCCAGUCACCAUGUCGGCUGCACUGUUGCCAAAGCCCCAGAUGCGGGGCCUUUUGGCCAGGAGGAUGAAGUUUCACCUCAUUGGGGCAUUUGUGGUGUCUAUGGGAUCUGCACUUUUGUUCAAGUUUGCAGUUGCUGAACCCAGGGAAAAAGCUUAUGCAGACUUCUACAGAAACUAUGACCCCAUGAAGGACUUUGAAGCCAUGAAAGCGGCUGGUGUGCUUGAGAGUGCACCAUCCAGGAAGUGUUGGCUGCCUGCACCACUUGUUUCCUCUCUGGCUCCUCUCCGAAAGCUGCAUUCCUUUCUCCUGCAGACCCUCAGCAAGACUGAUUCAGUUACCAGUGCAGCAUAUAUAGUGAAUCUGAUGUGCUGUGCAGUGUUGUUCCAGCUCUUGAUUUGUUCCAUGUUUCACUUCUGUUUGCCACAUGAAGGGUGUGUGAAACUUCAAGCUCAGGAAAUAACGGGGAAUUCCUCUAGACUAAACUACCGCAUAAACAUUUCUCUGCUGCUUUGCAUUUGUACAUACUGAUAUGUUCACUUAGAGCAUGAAGUUUGUCCAUCAUAACUUAAUGGGCUUUUUUUAUC
Molecule: messenger RNA, 682 nt
Organism: Melospiza georgiana
Lineage: Eukaryota; Metazoa; Chordata; Aves; Passeriformes; Passerellidae
Product: cytochrome c oxidase subunit 6C
Exons: 4
Coding region: 108-626 (172 amino acids)
Biological process (GO): mitochondrial electron transport, cytochrome c to oxygen
Source: RefSeq, a predicted model, not a curated record